AUUUUCUGAGUAUUAAAUUUACAGAUGUUUUAUAUACAUAGGUCUGUUUGAAAUAUGUACCCCUUCUUUGAUUUCUAGAAUCUACCAAAAAAAUAAAAAUAACAGAGAAAAAAAUCAUUGACGCCUCUGCCGGCCAUUGUUUGCUUAACUAGAGUUUGGUUCGGAGAGAAAAUAGUGAGUGAUUGCCGAAACACAAAUACAGCACUGUGCUUGCGGUACAACAGUAUCGAAAUCAAAUCGUAGCCACAUCUGCAGCUUGUUAGAAUUUGGCAAAGUACGGUAUAGUAAGCUGUUAUAUCUGUAUAUAGAUAAAAGCUACGUGGAAAUGUAUAAAGCAACGCAUCCUUAUGAAGCUCAGCAAGAGCACCUGCUUUCAUUUUCAGUUGGUGACACCCUCUGCAUUCUUGAGAAGAACAAUGAAUCUUGGUGGCUAGCUUCAAACAGCCUGGGAAAAGUUGGAUACAUACCACGAACAUAUGUUACUAAGGAGAAGAAUGACUCGUCAGAUGUCGUUUUACAAUCGGUUAACAAUGCCAUUGAAGAACUCAUCGCUUCAGCUCCUGCUGGUAUGCUCAAGCCACAACAGCAAGCUUUGCUCAAAAAAUUAAUAGCCCACAAGGAAAGUUUGAUUGCUAGCAUAAAGUCAAGAUCAUCAUCAACAAAACGCCGAGCUCCGCCACCACCCCCUCCACAUGAACAUGAAGUGAAAAUUUCUCCUGAGCCAUCAGUCUCUGAAUCCACUUAUUCCACUGCCAGUUCAAAUGUAUUGCCAAGUUUGCCUCCUGCUGUCCCACAAAGAAACACCAGUCUAACAAAACCUGAAGUAAUGGAAAAGGAAAGUUUUUCACCUGCACCUUCAAGACAUGAUGUUCCUCAAGAAUUAGGUUCAGAACUUCUGGGAAUUUUGAAAACAACCUUAAACACAAAUGAAAGCAAAAGUAGGACUGCAUUAAAUGCAAUCUUACUCGCAAUGAAAUCGAGCAUUCCUAGUUUGGGAUGUACAUUAGAUGAAAUUAUGGAAACUAUACCUAAGGAAAAUGUUGAUGAAGAAUGUGUUAAACUUGGCCUUGCAUUGGCAAAUCUACAAGAAAUAAAAGAUGACGCGCAACAAAGAAAUUGGGCAAUUGGAAAUGACGAAGAUAAAAUUAUGGGAAUAUUAAAUGAAAUUCUCUCUGAACUUGCAUCACUGGAUAAAAAAUCUAGCAUUAAAUUGCUGUCGCAUGAUCAACAUGUAGCACUUCACACAUUGGUCGAUUAUCAUCAGAUGGAAACUCGAGUCUCUCUUCGAUUAGUUGUUCUUCAAAUAUUCGGAGUCAUCUGUUCAUUGUCCAGGAAUCUUGUGUCGGUGCUCCUAGCGACAGUAUUGCCAUUGGAGAUUGCAAUGGAUAUUACGAAUCACACACAAGAUACGCAAAAAACUUGUUAUUCAUCACUGGUCAUGAGUAUGCUAUUUUCUACUGCAGAAGCAAUACCAUUUAGUCAUUAUGGUAGACUCAAUCAAGCGUUUAUUGGCUUCUUACUCAAUUAUAUUGAAGAUGACAUCGAUGAUGUUGAACAAGAUGAACAAGUUGUUGAAAUGUUUAUCAAUAUUAUUUUAUCAUUCAAUUUGCACUUUAUAGUACCAUCCGAAAAUAUUGUUAUGAAGUCAAUCAUAAACAGGGGAACAUGUACAACAUUGAGCGAAAAGAUUAUGAUAUUAGUCAAUAGAGGAGAUGAUCCUGUGCUACUUGAAGAACAUUGGGAAAACAAUGAAACUGAACGUCCUCCACCAUCAGUGUUAAAAUUUUUACAAGAUAUAUUUUCACAAAGAGAUUCUGCCACUUUUCUAUACACUAAUGAUAUGAAUGUUUUACUGGAUAUUAUCACAAGAAAUCUUGCAGAUCUUUCUAGCGGUAGCAAGCUGAGAAAAGAAUACCUUGAUCUACUUCUUGGAAUUCUAGCAAACUCAAACUAUUCAGAAUCUAGACAUAGAUCUGUUGAUAUUGGUUCAAGUUUACAUCGAAUUAAAGACGAAGAACAACCUGAGAGUUUAGAAGAAAGACAAGCUCUGGAAUUUGAUAAACAUAUCAUUGAUGAGAUAUUGUCUAAUUAUGGACAUUUAUUCUCAUCAAGCAUACUUUGAAAUGAUUUUGAGAGUUGUUCGAGAUAUUUUAACGGUACUCCUGUAGUAUGUGUACCAGGUUAGGGUUGGACCAUAAUUUUAUUCCGAUUUUCCUUAUUUUAGUUCGGGGACUGUCUGUGUUAACCGAGUGAAUAGACCCCCUUCCCAUAGGCUUCAGUCCCUUUACACAACUUGAUGUAAAGUAGGCGAACAAACUUAGUUACCUCUAUAUUGGUACACGUACUUCUGGAGCACCAUUUUAACACCUGACACAUUUUAAACAUUAAAACCUUUUUAACGGCAACAAUUGGAUGUUCAGAAUUUAUGAUGCAAUGUUUUGAAUUGUAAUUGUGAUAAAAAUUUAUUUACAGAAUAUGCAGUGGUUUUGUAGCAAUUUUUAAAUAGAUAUAUAUAUAUAUAUAUUACAUCAAUAUUCCUAGAAAUUAUGUUCAAAGCUAUUUUGUCUUCUAAGUUCCGAGAUUUUGGUUAAGCACGAUCUGUGACCAGUUUAAUAGUUUCAUAUACCAGAAUAUUGGGUACUCCCGUAGUGUGUGUACCAGGUUAGGGUCAGGUCAUAAUUUUAUUCCGAUUAUCCUCAUUUUAGUUCUAAUACGAGUUCAGGUACUGACUGUGCUAGCCAAGUGAAUAUCCUCCUGCCAAUAGGUUUCAGUCCCUUUACACAACUUGAUGUAAAAUAGGCGAACAAAAUUAGUUACCUCCAUAUUGGUACAUAUACUUCUGGCUCUCAUAUUUUCCUUGUCUUAAUCAAAUCAUCAAGCAUUGCUCUCCCAGUGCUGCUGGUGGAGUUAUCUUUCUAUUUGGUACCUGACUUACUCUUUUUUGAACCCUUUUUAAAUUAUCGUUUAUACUUAUACAUUUAUAUAAUUCAAAUUAUAUUGUUUUUGUUCAAUUAUAAUCAUUCCUUACAUGAAUUAAACCUACUAAAUAUUGUUGUUA
Molecule: messenger RNA, 3058 nt
Organism: Styela clava
Lineage: Eukaryota; Metazoa; Chordata; Ascidiacea; Stolidobranchia; Styelidae
Product: NCK-interacting protein with SH3 domain-like
Biological process (GO): endocytosis
Molecular function (GO): protein binding; Arp2/3 complex binding
Source: RefSeq, a predicted model, not a curated record